This is a messenger RNA of Lycium barbarum (goji berry), 2646 nucleotides long. RefSeq lists its product as uncharacterized. The record is from RefSeq and is a predicted model, not a curated record. The transcript has 6 exons. Lineage: Eukaryota; Viridiplantae; Streptophyta; Magnoliopsida; Solanales; Solanaceae. The coding region runs from base 518 to 2461 and encodes 647 amino acids.
CACAGGAUUAAAAAAAAAAAAAAAAAAAAGGGAAAUUUGAUUUCUCUUUAUGUAUUCCCCUCUACAAAACUUUUAAAUAUAAAUACACCUCAACUCUCCUUUCUUCUUUGUUUUCAAUUUUCAUAGUUAAAUUAGAGAUAUGAUUACUGGUGCCUCCGUUUUGUUUUUAUGGGAUUUGGUUUAAUAUUGAGCGACGAAUCAUGGGAAAUCGGUCUGAUAUAUUAGAGUGGUGUAAAUGUGAAGCCAAUGCUUAUUGUAGUACCUUGGUAGUCGUGUCGAAUAUAGAUGCUAGAUUGUUUGAUGAAACAUUUUUGGGAAUCCCAUUGAUAGACAGGUAGUGUUUUUCCGGUUUGAUGAUGAUAGUAAUGUUGUAGCGUUAACGUAGUUGUACGGUUUGUUCUGAUGGUAUGAGAAUGAACAGCUGGGAAUUUCUGUAAGACAGGAGAUAGAAUUUAGGUAGUGUAGUAGAUUAGAUACAUUUGACGUUUUGACGAGGGUAACGAAUUUAAGUUGGGAUAUGGGGUUGCCUCAAGUGCCCUCCAGCAAUAUUGCUGAGGAAGUGGCUACAUCAUUGAGUACAUUUGUUCAAAGUCCUGUUAGAUUUGCUGGUAUGAGCAGUUGUGAUAUGAGUGGAAUGCACAUAAGUUCCUUUAGCAAUCGGACAUCAGCGGAUUUUUCAUUCGUCUCGUCUAGGGAUGUUUCGAGGGAUGCUGAUAUUCUUAGUAUUCAUAAAGAUGGUAUGACAAGCAUGCAUAAAUUGAGGAUUGAUUCUGCGGAAAAUCAUGGAUUCUUCACUCAUAAUAAUGGUGGAAGGACUAACCAGAGUCCUGCAUCAAGGAUUGUUGGGUUCGAAUCAAAAAGUGAAAUAAAUAGCCAUGCUAAUUUGUUUGAAGCAAAUCCGUCGGAUAGUGUCAACUCAUCUACAGGUUCAUUAGUUAGGAAACGCUUGUUGUCACCUUUGAAUAGCAUGGUUCUUCCAGAUAAAUUUGCAGGUGAAUCUUUGGAUAUUGGUGGUAGUACUGUUAGAAGUAACUCCAACUUCACGCUUGAUAAAUAUAGUGCUCCCUCACAAGAACAUAAAAAGGCUCAUAUAGGCAACACAAACAACUUCAGUAAUAAAAAUUGGUUCAUGCCAUCUUUCCCUAGGGGGAACUGUUGUUCGCCGAAUGAAACAUGUGGAGAGGUCUCCCCUUUUGUGACAGAUGGUCCUUUGUUCAAAUACGAGGUUCCUGAAUCUGAGAUUCCUUUUACUCCUCCAUCCCCUGGGUUAAAUUUUUGUGCACAUAUGAUAAAAACACAUUUGAAAGAUGGGAUAAUAGACAUACCCGUAGAAAAUACGUUCUCGCCACUAUUAUCUCUUUCUCCUCUUGGACCAAAAUCUCAUAUGAGGGUGGGACGUGCCGAAAGGUUUAGGAAUUCCUGGGAGGAUCAUGAUGACAACUACUUAACUUUGAAGGAUGUGGAACACUCACUUGAUCGAAGACUUUCAGACGUUUUAUCUCCGCGGAAGGAAGAGGUUCACAAAACAGGAAGUGAACUUUUCCAAGAUGUUGAAGUUUUUGAGAUGAACUUAGAACGUUUCACACCUGAAAUUAGGCGGUCCAAGGCACAAAAUUCAGUUCCUACAAAGCAAUGUGCAAGAUUUGGUAGAAGUCUUAGUGGACUGUCUGUCAAAAGGUCCUUAGUUGGUUCAUUCGAGGAGUCACUCUUAUCUGGUCGUUUGGCGUCCGGUGUAGUGAGCCAGAGAAUUGAUGGUUUUCUUGCGGUCCUUAGUAUCACUGGUGGAAAUUUCUCGCCACAUCCUCAGAAACUUCCAUUUGCUGUAACUAGUGUAGAUGGUGAUAACUUAUUGCUGUACUACUCAUCAAUAGAUCUUGGAAGACCAGGCAGUGGCAGUAAAGGCUCACGAAUUGGGAAUUCUAGCACUAAUGGUUCACAAACAAACAAAGGCCGCCUACGUAUACCGAUGAAAGGGCGCAUACAACUGGUUCUCAGCAAUCCAGAGAGGACACCUAUCCACACAUUCCUUUGUAGCUAUGAUUUGACUGACAUGCCAGCUGGUACGAAGACAUUUUUACGUCAAAAGAUAAAUUUGUCUAUGGAUAAAGCUGGAAGCAAGAGUUUAGAUAGAAAGAUGGAUAGUGGACCAGCUUCGGUUACUAGUGUUGAGGAUGACAGUUCAAUUCUAUAUUCUACCAAACCUGCAAAUAGCACUUCAAAGGUGAAUGAGAGUAGUGCUAAUUCUAGUGUUCUUCGUUAUGCUCUACAUCUCUGGUUCUUGUGCCCCUGCCCCAAGAAGAGUGCAAGAAAUGGCAUGGACGUUGAAGAGGGGAGACGAUUCUACUUGUAUAAUGAUAUGAGAGUAGUUUUCCCUCAGCGACAUUCAGAUUCUGAUGAAGGCAAGUUGCAUGUGGAACAUCAUUAUCCCAGAGAUCCCAAGUAUUUUGACGUCAGCGACUGAGAUGGUGAACUUAUUCGAUGUCUCACCGUCUUAUUUCCUUUGUGCAUAACCCCUACUUCACCUGUAAAUUCUUUCCAAUAAAUAGUUCUAACAUUGACCUGUACAGAAUUGUACAUAAGAAUUUUCUACCAUCAAUGGAAAAAAUAACAUGGAAAGAAAAACUGAUUUCUUUCCCCUUUCUACUG